AGCUCCUACAUUUAUACCAGGUGGGGCUGGAGGUCAGCGGGGUGUGUGUGUGUGUGUCUGCAUAUCUAUAAAUCCACACCCAUUUUUAACCAGAAACAUCCAGAAUACACUUCCAGCAAGAGCACUGGCAAGUUCAGCUUCAUUUGAAUGAUUCUCAAAAGACAUGAUGUUGCACUCGGCUUUGGUCUUCUGCCUCUUACUCAUCACAGUUUCUUCCAACCUUGCCAUUGCAAUCAAAAAGGAAAAGAGACCUCCUCAGACGCUUUCAAGAGGAUGGGGUGAUGACAUUACUUGGGUACAGACUUAUGAAGAAGGUCUCUUUCAUAUUCAAAAAAGUAACAAGCCAUUGAUGGUUAUUCAUCACUUGGAGGAUUGUCAAUACUCCCAAGCACUAAAAAAAGUGUUUGCCCAAGAUAAAGAAAUACAAGAAAUGGCUCAGAAUAAUUUCAUCAUGCUGAAUCUCAUGCAUGAGACCACUGAUAAGAAUUUAUCACCUGAUGGACAAUAUGUGCCUAGAAUCAUGUUUGUGGAUCCUUCUUUAACAGUCAGAGCUGAUUUAACUGGAAGAUACUCUAACAGAUUGUAUACAUAUGAACCUCAGGAUUUACCAGUAUUGAUAGAAAACAUGAAGAAAGCAUUAAAACUUAUUCAAUCAGAGUUAUAAAGGAUGACCUCUAAGAGGUCAAGUGUCAUGAAGAAAAUCUUCCGGUUAACUGACUAAUACUACAUGUGCAAGUAUAUGGAUUUUGUAGCGUUACCAUUUAGAUUUUUAGGGUUUGUAAUAUUCUUAUGCAAGUAAAAUGUUUCAAUAAAUGUUAA
This is a messenger RNA of Equus quagga, 819 nucleotides long. It is a transcript of the gene AGR3, whose product is annotated as anterior gradient 3, protein disulphide isomerase family member. The record is from RefSeq and is a predicted model, not a curated record. Bases 164 to 664 code for a protein of 166 amino acids. NCBI's taxonomy places the organism in Eukaryota, Metazoa, Chordata, Mammalia, Perissodactyla, Equidae. Gene Ontology annotation, molecular function: dystroglycan binding. Gene Ontology annotation, cellular component: endoplasmic reticulum. The transcript has 9 exons.